This is a messenger RNA of Aspergillus uvarum CBS 121591, 1454 nucleotides long. RefSeq lists its product as uncharacterized. The record is from RefSeq and is a predicted model, not a curated record. The transcript has a single exon. NCBI's taxonomy places the organism in Eukaryota, Fungi, Ascomycota, Eurotiomycetes, Eurotiales, Aspergillaceae. The coding region runs from base 400 to 1371 and encodes 323 amino acids.
UUUGCAUGUCUACCAUUGCAUUUGAACUGUCUACCGAGCGAUAAUUGGAGAUACUAUUUAUAGCACCCGCUUAACCCCGCGUAACCCCGAGUGAGGGAGGGUCAAGCCAGAGGCGGUCGAGAGCUCAGCACCUUACGGCGUCCUCCCAAUUCCAAAUCAGCCAAUUCCACCAGUCUGCAACCUACCUACCAACCUACUUUCCUCUCUUCAGAAAAUCAAAUCAUAACAGCAUACGAACCCCUAAACCUAUCUACCACCGCGAACCCCCGACCUCCUACCCACCUACCUACCUCCACCGGUCAGCUGCCACCGUCGGUGCAACAACCCCUGACAUCCUCGCCGGCUCUUCACCAUCUGUUACCCAUUUACCCACCCAGAUCCGGUUCUCACAUCCACAACAUGGAAGGAACCAGGAACCGAAAACAACGCCGCGCAGCAGCAGCAGCAGCAGCAGCAAAACAACCCCGAUCCACCGACGCGUUCGAUCCCGCCUCCGUCCCGCUCGCCCAUCCACCAACGACAAAUCACCCCACCGGCAAAACCCUGGUGGAUAUCAUCGCCGAGCGCCAGGGUGAACUACUGGGGCAGCUCUCUCCCAACGGGGGUGCAGGCACAGGCACACAGACGCAGUUCGUGACCGUCGACCCGCGGACGGGGGCGAUCUCCGCCGUCGACGAGGGGAGUCUCUCGAGCGAGACGAAGAGGAAGGCGAGGAAGCGGGCGGAGAAGGCGCGGUGGCGGCAGCAGCAGCAGCAGCAGCAGCGACAAGGGAACGGCGAGAACGAGAUUUCUGGCGGAGAGGAUGAGGAGGACGAGGACGAGGACGAGGACGAGGACGAAGAGGAGGAAGAGCUCGAACAUCCGAUCCCCCCGGUCAUCGAUACGUUGCUCCUCGCCGUGCCCCUGGCGACCCUCCAUCUGACGCUCGCGUACCUCGCCGCUCAUCAGUACGCCCAGGAGAUCGAGCUGGAGAAACUCGUCCGCGACUCCGCCUUCGUGGCCUUGCCCAUGCUGGCGCUGUUGAUCCACCUCGCGCACGGGCAUGUUGUCUCCUUCGUUGGGGCACCGAAUAGAGAAACGCUCUCGCUCUUGCCGUGGGACAGCGAGAAGCAGUCGUGGGCGUUCAUGCGCAGGCUCCUCUUCCCGCCGAGUCUACGCACCGUGGUCUUUCUCCCGCUGACGGCUUUCCUGGGGUGCAGGUUGAUGAUCAUGACGAACGAGGAUCCCUACUACGCUGUCAUGAAGCAUGCGCCGGCUUUUGGGACUAUGUGGAUCUGGGGCGUCUUGGAGAUGUCCUUCGGACCGGCCGUGCUGGGCGCGCUGGGCCCGUUGAUCUGGGGAGUCUGGUGGAUGGGGUAUGGAAUUCUCUGAGCUCGCUGUGCUAGUUGUGAGGGAGUGCGCGAGAGCGGGCUGUUGCUCGUCCGUCUGCGGACUCGGUCACUCAUCCUCCCAUC